This is a messenger RNA of Orbicella faveolata, 1965 nucleotides long. RefSeq names its product cytosolic phospholipase A2-like. The record is from RefSeq and is a predicted model, not a curated record. Lineage: Eukaryota; Metazoa; Cnidaria; Anthozoa; Scleractinia; Merulinidae.
AUGAUUUUAAUCUAUGCAUUAGACCAACCGGGAAACAUUUUAAAAUUUCGACUUUUACUUACAGAAUGGCUCGAGUUUUCGCCGUACGAAAUAGGCAUCCCAAGAUAUGGUACUUUCAUGAAAACAGAAUUCUUUGGAAGCAAGUUUUUCUGCGGUAAACUAGUGACAUCAUAUCCAGAACCGCCACUUCACUACUUACAAGGCAUAUGGGGCAGCGCCUUUACCGUACUACUCCAGCGUGUACUUCGUGAGAGAAAACUUCCCAGUGAUACAGUAGACGAGAUGAGUAACGAAGGAGAUCUGAGAGAAGAGCUACGUAUGUCAUUUAGGGUGCUUUCCAUUAUGCCAAAUAUUCCGGAGAUUCCGGUGGGUAGUCAAAUAAAAAGGUCCGUUUCGGUUUGGUCAGACCGGAAUAUACGGACCACCCGACCUCUGGAGGUGGUCCACUUCACCGGUUGGACCGAAAUAUUUGCCGGGAGAAACCGUGCGCAGUUUGAGGCAAUGCAAAUGUCUAACCCAAUAACACAACAAAAUGACUAUGGCCAGCGUUUUAACGCCGACCACUCGACGCCAAUCGACCACUGGAAGCCACUAGACCACUCGACGCCAUUCGACCACUCGGAGUUGAACAAUACGGACAGUGACAGCGACAAUGAAGAUGACAAUGAUGUCACUGACGGUCCUAACAACAACAACAACGACAACAACAACAACGACGACAGCAACGAUGAAACUAAAACAAAACACGAUGACGAUGAUGAUGGAGGUUUCUUUGGACGGUUCUUUGAAACUCUUGUGGAUAAGCUUGCUGUGUUUAAGACUCGAGCUGGUCGAGCAGGCCUGGUACACAAUUUUCUUCGCGGUCUGCAAGUAAUGACGUCAGCACCAUUGUUCUCAGGCAAAGUUGAUGAGGAAGUACAAACCGCUGACGAGUCUGCGCUCACAUCCCGUCGUAUCUACUUGGUUGACAGUGGGCUCGUGUUCAAUUCCCCGUACCCUCCCCUGUUGAGACCUGAGAGGGAUGUGGAUGUGUUUCUCUCUUUUGACUUCAGUGUAAGGAAAAGAGAUGUUGAAUUUCCCUUCCAGGAACUCCUAUUAGCAGAACAAUGGGCGAGAAAGAACAAAUUAAAAUUUCCUCCGAUUGAAGCAGAAUUGCAGUACAAAAGGCACGGAAUGAAAGAAUUCUACGUGUUUCAAGAUCCGCAAGAUCCAACUUGUCCAGUAGUUAUUCAUUUUGUGCUGGCAAAUAGAACUUUCAAGGAACAAAUCAAACCAGGCAUACUUCGAGAAAUAACCGAAGAAAAGAACUAUGCAGACUUUUCACUGUUCGAGGAUCGAGAUGCAGUCGACGGGAAAGAUGAUGACGACGACGCUGAGGACAGUGACAACGACGAUGAAGAUGACAAUUAUGUCACUGACGGUCCUAACAACAACAACAACAACAACAGCGACAGCAACGAUGAAACUAAAGAGAAACACGAUGACGAUGACGAUGGAGGCUUCUUUGGGCGGUUCUUUGAAACUCUUGUGGAUAAGCUUGCUGUGUUUAAGACUCGAGCUGGUCGAGCAGGCAAAGUUGAUGAGGAAGUACAAACCGCUGACGAGUCUGCGCUCACAUCUCGUCGCAUCUACUUGGUUGACAAUGGGCUUGUGUUCAAUUCCCCGUACCCUCCCCUGUUGAGGCCUGAGAGGGAUGUGGAUGUGUUUCUCUCCUUUGACUUCAGUGUGAGGAAAAGAGAUGUUGAAUUUUGCUUCGAGGAACUCCUAUUAGCAGAACAAUGGGCGAUAAAGAACAAAUUAAAAUUUCCUCCAAUUGAAGCAGAAUUGCAGUACCAAAGGCAUGGAAUGAAAGAAUUUUACGUGUUUCAAGAUCCACAAGAUCCAACUUGUCCAAUCGUUAUUCAUUUUGUGCUGGCAAAUAGAACUUUCAAGGAACAACUCAAACCAGGUAUCGCACCAACUUGA